AUAAAAAGAACAGCCACGUUACAUAAUUCAAAUAGGAAUAUUUGAUCAUGGCUCGGUUACGGCAACUUUGUUCUCAAAUAUGCCUCGGAUUACUAAUUUUAGGUGUCAAUGGUCAAAGUCCAACUGUGACCCUGGACAACCUGGGCACUUUGAUUGGAAAAGAGAUGACCACAAUUAAAGGAAGAAUUAUUCACGGAUUCCAAGGCAUUCCCUACGGAGAGACAACAGCUGGAGCCAACAGAUUUCAACCACCCAUUCCAAAACAAUGGAGUGGUACUCUAGAUGCCACAAACCCGGGAGCCAUGUGCAUUCAGCCUGAUUUGGGUGUUUUGAGGCAUCAACCAGGAGCGCCUAUCACUUUUGAAGGUGGUCGUAUUGCCACUAUCGGGUCUGAAGAUUGCCUCGUGCUCCACGUUUACACUCCAGACCUUUUGCAUAACAAAAAUUUGCCAGUUUUGGUUUAUUACCACGGUGGUGGAUUUUUGAACGGAGAUGAGCGUGACUUCAGACCAGAUCACCUUCUCGACCAGGAGGUUAUUUUGGUUGUGCCACAUUACAGACUUGGACCACUCGGUUAUCUUUCGAUGCAAAAUGAUUUGAUCCCGGGAAAUGCCGGUCUUUUGGACUCAGUUGAGGUUUUGCGAUGGAUUCAGCUCCACAUUUCCAAAUUCGGCGGAGACCCAAACCGAGUGACCGUUUCUGGGCAAAGCACCGGCUCGACUCUUUCCCACUACAUGAUGAUUACCCCACUCACUGAUGGUAUCGUUCACGGUGCCAUAAUGAUGAGCGGCUCAACGUUGACGUCGCUCGCUUACGACCGCACGCCGCUCAAGAGUGCCAGAGACAUAGCCUCAUUUGCAAACUGCCCAGUUGGUACCGACGACGAAGUCACUCAGUGUCUGCUCAACUUGUCACCCGAGGUCUUGGUCGACGCCCAUGUUAAUUAUUAUAGUGCCGGAGGAAUCGGAGGCACCCAGCCUGUCAUUUCGCGACCUGACGAGCCUGCAGAAACCAAAGUUUUGCCCGACGAUCCCAAAGUGAUCGUGCAGUCGAGCAAUUACAAGGCGGUGCCCAUGCUAGCUGGAGCCACCAGACACGAUUCCAUGUUUUACGUCAACACCCUGGAUGUUGUUUUGACCGCUCUUAAUUUGACUGAAAAUGAACUUUUCAUCAGAAAAUUGCUAGCCCGUGAAGUUAUUGAGUUUGCUGGGAUUGUGGAUACGACUGGUUCAAUUAGCGAUAUGACGGACUCCAAAUACUUAUCAUAUGUUACUACUGAGCAAAGGGGAAAUUACACAGCCCUUAUUCCUGGCUUGCUGGAUAUCCUAUCAACCGAAUUCAUGAAAGCUCCGGCCUAUCGAAUCGUCCAAAUAAAUUCCCGACGGGCCGAUAGUUAUUUGUACACUUUCAGCUAUAGAGGCCGUUACCACAUUCCGGGCAACGGCAUCAAUUACCCGCCGACGCUCUUUGAAGAUGGCGUUCCUCAUAGCGAUGACAUGAUUUACCUCACGCCCAGGAUAUCCGACCCUUUCAACGCUGAGGAACUCGGCAUGGUCAAUGUGUUGACCACUCUAUGGUCCAAUUUUGUCACCACAGGAAACCCGAAUUUGCCAGUGCAGCUCGGCCUUCCACAGUGGCCCAAAUAUGACCUGGCCCAAGAGUCUUACUACGAAAUUAAUACAGCCAGCAUCGCCAAACAGGACUACACUGAGGAGUUCCUCGUCGCCAUUUACGACAAUUUGCCUUAUUCAAAAGCAGCCGGAAGACAAUGAAUGUGAAAAGUAAAAAUUUCUCUAUUUACACUAAAA
Molecule: messenger RNA, 1808 nt
Organism: Neocloeon triangulifer
Lineage: Eukaryota; Metazoa; Arthropoda; Insecta; Ephemeroptera; Baetidae
Product: carboxylesterase 1F-like
Exons: 10
Coding region: 48-1772 (574 amino acids)
Source: RefSeq, a predicted model, not a curated record